AUGGAAGAUGGUAGAUAUUCGGUUGAUUUGGGUAACCUCCAACGCAAUCAAAGGAACGAGAUUGGGAGGAAGAAAUCCCGCAAAGGUAAAGAACUUGCCGGUUCUCAUCUCAAAGCCGAGAUGAUUUUGAAACGGGUUACCAAAGGCGAGAUGGAGAUGCGAUGUCCGAAGAACAACUCCAACAAGAAUUGGCCCGACAUAAUAACCGCUUUCUACAACAACAACAAAUGCCGACGACCAUUGACGAAGAGGAGCUUGAGGAUGAAGAUGCGGAGGAAUUGGAACCGGAGACGGCCGAAGAGGAGGGUGCCGGCAGCCACGACGCCGACGAGCUUGCCUCAUCCCAAACCGCCACCGGUAAUAAAAAAAAGUAAGUCUGAACUAAUGAAAAAUAAUUUUGAUAAAUGGAAGGACCCACAAACCGGCUAUUGGCACGUAACUUGCAAGUGGUGCAACAACAAUUAUAGUUUGGGAACCUCCGGCGGAUACGGAUCCGCCGCAAGGCAUCUUAAGGCAAAGCACCCCGUGGAGUAUGCAAAAUUAGGCGGCGGAACGGGGAAGCAAACUCAAAUAUCGAGGUUUGCGAAUUCUCAACCUUUUGGUAAUUUCUCCUACAAUGAUGCACAAAAUUUGACUGGUAUGGCUAACUUAAUUUGUGAAGAAAAUUUGCCUUAUUUGUUUUCUGAAAGUCUUGCUUUAAGAGAUUAUGCACAAGGUAGUUUAAAUCCUCAAUUUAGAAAUUAUAGUCGCAAAACUGUUAAUAAAGAAAUAAUAAGGCUUUAUUAUGCGGAAAAGGCAAGGUUACAAAAUUUUUUUGCAAACUUUGAUGGGCGUGUUACUAUUUGUUCUGACAUAUGGGAGGAUGAUUUUCAUCAUUUAUAUUAUUUGGGUCUGACUGCACAUUAUAUUGAUGAGGAUUGGAAUAUGCAUAAACGUGUUCUUGCUUUUCGUGAAUUUAAUGAUCGUCACACCGCUGAACAUAUUUAUAUUUUGAUUGAGCGUAUUUUAAUUGAGUAUAAUUUGAUUGAUAAGGUGUUUGCUAUUGGUUUCGAUAAUGCUACUAAUAAUACUGCUGCUAUACCUAGAUUGCGUGAGUUGUGUGGUGCCAAUACUUUGAUGGGUAAAUGUUUUCAUCAACGGUGUGCAUGCCAUGUUAUAAAUUUAUGUGUGCAAGACGGUUUAAAAGCGUUAGGAGAUUCCAUGGAGGUAAUCAAGGGGGGGAUUAGACGUAUUUGGGGUAAUGGUCAACUUAGAUUAAAAUGGCAAACUUAUUUGACUGAAAGAGGUGUGAGAUAUGUUGCUUUUCCUAAAGAUUUGAGUAUUCGUUGGAAUAGUACUUAUAAAUUACUUAAAGUUAUUCUUAGAUAUAAAGAACAUUUUCCUGCUUUUUUAAAAGAACAUGAUAACUAUAUUAUAAACGCGGUUGAGAUCGACACUUGCGAAAAAAAUUGUAAUGCUUUGAUAUUUUUUUUUAAUGCUACUGAAACUUUUAGUCAUGUUUAUAAACCUACCGCAAACCAAUUUAUUCGUGAAGCUGUUAAUCUUGCCGGUACUUUUAAAGAAUUUGAGAAUGCCGUUUUCGUUCAUUAUUUUGUGAUUAUAUGAAGGAAAAGUUUUUAAAAUAUUAUGCGCAUAUUUCACAUAUUUAUGGUAUUGCAUUUAUUCUCGAUCCUCGUUAUAGACUUGCUAAUUUGGAAGAUUGUUUCAACUUCUAUUAUCUUGCGUUUUUUUGUGAAUUUCCAAUGUAUGACGAUAACACCAUAGAUCCGAAAACGGAAUACAACGAGGUUAGUACUUUAUUUUAUGCCUUAUUUAAUGAGUUUCGUGCACAAUAUAGCAACGCUCCCCCUCCCCCGUCACAAACAUCUUCAUCUAAAGGAAAAUCGAUUUUUAGAUCUGCAUUUGGCAAUCUUAUGAAAAAAAACAAAAACAACUCACGUCACUGAACAAAGUGCAUUGAAUGAGAUUACUUUGUAUUUAACAUAUGAAGUUGAUUUUGAAGAAAAUGAUGACUUUGACGUUCUAGACUGGUGGAAGUCAAAAGAAAGAACGUUCCCGAUUUUAGCACGGAUGGCUAAGCAAGUACUAUCAAUGCUGAUUUCAACAAUUGUUGUGGAACAAGAAUUUAGUUCGGCCGGCAACGUCCUAACGUCAUCUAGAUCGAGAUUGAGCGCGGAGUCUCUUGAGACGCUUAUAUGCUACCACGAUUGGUUGAAGGCCGCACGUAGAACUCAAGAAAUGAGCAUCACCCCCUCCCAAGAUUUUAUGGAUGACUCAACAACCGAUGGUGGCUCUACCUAUGCCGGAGAUUCCGAUUGAUUAGUAUUUUAGAAUUUAUUAUAAAACUAGUUAUUUUGACGCGCGAUGCGCGAUUGACCAAAUGCCCAAUGCAUCUUUUGAUGGAAAAUAAGUACGUAAUAUUAGAUACUUUAGUAUUUAUUUGAUAUCAAUAUAUUUAAUAGUUGACAUAUGAUAAACUGGCCG
Messenger RNA from Cuscuta epithymum, 2484 nucleotides. The record is from the annotation of a GenBank genome assembly. NCBI's taxonomy places the organism in Eukaryota, Viridiplantae, Streptophyta, Magnoliopsida, Solanales, Convolvulaceae.